AUGAAUGAGACUUCUCUUUCAAUUCAAGAACGUUUUACUAAAUUUAGUCUAUUACUUUUAUUUGCUAUACCAUCAACUAUAUGUGCUCUUUAUUUUAUCUAUAAUGCUAUAAGGAUUCGAACAUUUCGUAAACGAUUUCAAAAUCAAACAUUAAUUAUUCUUGUUUGUAUUGUUUUAUUGAAUAUACUUUUAAAUAAUUCAAUAACAAUGAGUUUUCUUUAUUCGUGUGGUUCUAAUGUAAAGUAUAAUGAAAUUUUAUGUGGCAUACAAUGUAUUGAUGGAUUCAGUGGUUUAUCAACAUUUAAUUGGUUAUUUAAUAUAUUAUUUCCAGUAUUUAUAAUUAUAUUUGGAUCAUCUCUUUUACUUAUACGUGUUUUAUGGGUACGACGGAUAAUGCAAAGAAAUUUAAGAAAUUGGUCAAAAAAUUGGAAAAUGAUCGUACAACUGUUAGGCAUUGCUCUUGUGUAUACACUUGUUUGGUUACCUCUUUCAAUCAUUUCAUUAAUGACAACAUUCGGUAGCCCUUCUUAUUCUAUUCAUAGUAUUGAAACUAAUUUGCUUUUUAUAAGCUACUUAUGUGAAAUGUGUGUGCCUAUAGUAGCUUUAUUUCUUACACCUGAAAUUAUACUAAAGUUACGGGGACGUAUGCAAUCCAGUAUUGUUGAUAUUGCAUCUGUAACUAUGGGUCAAUACUCAAAACAUUAA
This is a messenger RNA of Rotaria sordida, 705 nucleotides long. NCBI's taxonomy places the organism in Eukaryota, Metazoa, Rotifera, Eurotatoria, Philodinida, Philodinidae. The record is from the annotation of a GenBank genome assembly.